GGAUGUUUAAAAUUGGGAGGAAGUAUUAUUUUCAUAUUUUACAUAUCAUUGCCAAAAUAAAAUUUAAAAAAGCUGUGACCAACACCACUUUUCGCAAACGAAUCGCAAGUUAGCAGCUGAGGUAUUGAAAUCUGUUGGGCAGUCUCUAGAAAUUUCACUGUUGCAUUCGAUCGACGCGCAUUACCAGCGCGGUAAACGAGCUAUGGAAGGCGAGAACUACCAAGGUAGAGGCCGAGGGCGUGGAGGUGGCGGACGUCGUGGUGAUCAUGGCCCAAGUCAACAGGUACAAGGUGGUUUUGGCGGCGGUCGUGGUGGUCGCGGAACUGGAUCUCAUCGGGGUGGGUACAAUCGCGGAACUGGAUCUCAGCAGCAACAACGGCCGAGGGACCAGGGUCCUGGCGAUCAGCGACCUCAGCAACAGUGCGCUCAGAUUUCCGCCAGUCAUGGUGGCGGGGCUCCUUCUGGAGGGCCGCAGCGGGCACAAUUUCAGUCUCCUCGGCCGCACUACACCUCUGAUCGUGGUCCGGCUCCUUGGGGUGGGUCAUGCCGGCCACCUCCUCAGCAACCUCAGUCCCAGCAACAGUCCGGCGGUGGUUUGGGUCCUCCCAGGGGUUGGCCGCAGAGGGCACCAACUCAGCCGCUGCCGCAGUACGACGGUGGCCAUUCUCUUCAGAGUGGGGCAUACCGAGCAGCAAUUCUGCGCCCUCAGGGCAUGAGGCCCUCUAGUGGGCCACCACGGUCUGUUUGGAGCGGCAAGUCUCAACCUCAAGCCCAAUCUCUUGAGAUUUCUUCAGUACCUGCUGAGGUUGGUGCGAGGACAUCCUCUUCAGAAAGUUCCAACAACAAGCUUCAACCUCAAGCCCAAUCUCUUGAGAUUUCUUCAGUACCUGCUGAGGUUGGUGCGAGGACAUCCUCUUCAGAAAGUUCCAACAACAAGCUUCAACCAAUCAAACGGCCAGAUAUAGGGACGAUUGCUACCAGGAAAAUCAAUCUCCUUGUUAAUCAUUUCCGUGUUUCUUUUGAUCCUGAGACAACAGUAAUCCACUAUGCUGUGGGUGUCCAAGUUGAGAAUGAGCCAUUGAAGAUGUUUAUUUGUAAUUCUCUUCUUUCCAUCCUUAAGGAACAUCUUUUCAGAGAUAAUCCUGAAGAAUUUCCAGAAGGGAUGAUCAAAUACGAUGGUGGGAGUAAUGUAUAUAGCCUUGUUCCGCUACCCACCGGAAAUUUUGAAGUCGUUUUGCCCAGAAGUGAUAAUUCAAAGACCUGCACUUUUACACUCACCGUCAACUACCGUAGUGAAUUCAAGUUUUCCAAGCUUAAUGAGUACUUCAGUGGUGUAGGGCAUGUAUUACCUCAUGAGGCUCAUGAGGUAAUUCUUCCGGGUUUAGUUAUGCAAGACAACCCCAGCCGCAAGAGGUACAAGGUUGGCAAGUCGUAUUUCUCCAAAGAAUACACGGAAAAACUUGGACCGUGUUUUGCCGCUCACACCGGCUUCAACCAGAGCUUGAAACAAACCUCCCAGGGUCUUGUUUUAUGCAUUGACUAUACAGUCUCUGCACUUCGCCAGCCCAUACCAGUAUUACAAUUUCUUCAUCAGUUUAUUGAUGGAUUUGACCUGGAGAUGUUCCAUUAUUUCCGGGACAGAGUUGAAGCUGCUGUAAUAGGUUUGAAGGUAACUGUGACCCACCGAAAAUGCAGACAAAAGUUUACUAUUAGAAACUUAACUGAGAAAAGAACUGGAGAACUGACAUUUGCUUGUGCUACGGAUCCUGAUGGAAAUGGUCCACCAAGAGAAAUGUAUAUUGUUGACUACUUCCUUGACAAAUACAAUGCCAAGAUUAACCACACCAAUAUUCCGUGUUUAGAUUUUGGGAAAGGUAAGUAUGUACCUAUGGAAUUUUGUGUCCUUAUUGAAGGCCAAACAUUUCCGAUGAGAGAUUUGGCUGGGGACUCGAGAUUAUUCAUCAGAAAGCUAUCACUUCCUCAGCCAGAGGAAAGACGGGAAGCAAUUCUUGCACUGGUGAAUGCUGCUGAUGGACCUAGUGGGGACGUCAGUAAAAACUUUGGAAUCGGAGUUGAACAUGACAUGACACAAGUUGUGGGCCGCAUACUUCCUCCCCCUAAUGUUAAGCUAGGAAGUUCAAAUAUGGCUUUGAUCAAUGAUAGAUGCCAGUGGAACCUUGUUGGGAAACACGUUGUUGCGGGAACUCCAGUUGUACGGUGGGCUUUGAUUGUUUUCACCGGUACUGUCGAUUCUGACAGCUCAAUUAUACAGUCACACGAUUUUGUUGUAAACCUGAAGUGGCUGUCCAGAAACAUGGGCAUCCACAUGGAAGAUCCCCUAAUCCGUGAAGUAGUGAACAUUCAACAACUGUCAUGUGUCACCCAGGUUGAAACCCUCCUCAAUCGUGUGGUUGAUUUGGCUAACAAGAAAACACAGGCCAAAUUGCAAAUCAUAGUGUGUUUUAUGCCUGGGAAGGACAAGGUUUACAAGUAUUUGAAAUGGGUUUCAGAAACAAAAAUCGGGGUGGUCACACAGUGUUGCGUGUCCAGUAAGUUCAACAAAGUGCGUAACCAAGUAUUUGCCAGCCUUUGCCAAAAGAUCAAUGCAAAACUUGGGGGUAGCAACUUUGAGCUUCAUGGGAGGCUUCCACAUUUUCAGGGUCAAGAGCAUGUCAUGUUCAUUGGGGCUGAUGUCAGCCAUCCAGAUGCCCCGACA
Messenger RNA from Cuscuta epithymum, 2716 nucleotides. NCBI's taxonomy places the organism in Eukaryota, Viridiplantae, Streptophyta, Magnoliopsida, Solanales, Convolvulaceae. The record is from the annotation of a GenBank genome assembly.